AUGAGACGUCGGAUGCAGCAGUGCUCGAUUGAGCUUGACUGAAACUGUGAUAUGCAGAGAAGGGAUACACAGUGAUUCUGCGCAUGUCACAGUUUCAGUCACGAUCAAUCGAGCACUGAACGGCUGCAUCCGACGUCUCAUGCAGUUCUGCGAGGAAUGGUGAUCAGUGAUCGUCUACUGCUGCCUAGACAUGUGCAGAAGUGUCAGCUCGGAAGUACCGGUAUGGUACUGCUGCAUCCGACCUUUAUAGCCCAAACCCUAUAUUUUAAACAGGAAAAGUAGGGGGGUCGUCUUAUACGCC
Molecule: messenger RNA, 301 nt
Organism: Staurois parvus
Lineage: Eukaryota; Metazoa; Chordata; Amphibia; Anura; Ranidae
Source: the annotation of a GenBank genome assembly